Colletotrichum acutatum is the source of this 384-nucleotide messenger RNA. RefSeq lists its product as uncharacterized. Bases 1 to 384 code for a protein of 127 amino acids. The record is from RefSeq and is a predicted model, not a curated record. NCBI's taxonomy places the organism in Eukaryota, Fungi, Ascomycota, Sordariomycetes, Glomerellales, Glomerellaceae. The transcript has a single exon.
AUGUCCCAGAAUAAACCCUUGGGGGACGACCCCGUUCCCAAGGUGUGGUGGAUCAUGGUCGGAGGCAACAGCCUCGCAUCAUCCCCAUCGUGGAACCGCUUUCUAUCUAUGACGGCCGAACGUAACAAGGUAAGGCGAGAUGCAAAGAAAGAGGAGGAGGAUUUCAAGGAGGCCCAGAAGGCUGCGAAAGAGGAGCUUGAAAGGGCGAAGAAGACGUAUGAGGAGACAUUCGGCGGAGGAGAGACGGCCUGGAGGGAGCGGAGUCGUGGAGCAGAAGCCACUGCCGACGGGACUGGGACUGGGACCGGGACCAGUCCAGACCCCGAGCAGCGCACGGAGGAGACGACCACUGCUGGACACAACGGGCCCGAGAGAGGUGGGUGA